This is a messenger RNA of Oxyura jamaicensis (ruddy duck), 1954 nucleotides long. It is a transcript of the gene NKX2-4, whose product is annotated as NK2 homeobox 4. The record is from RefSeq and is a predicted model, not a curated record. NCBI's taxonomy places the organism in Eukaryota, Metazoa, Chordata, Aves, Anseriformes, Anatidae. Gene Ontology annotation, molecular function: DNA-binding transcription factor activity, RNA polymerase II-specific; RNA polymerase II cis-regulatory region sequence-specific DNA binding. The transcript is spliced from 2 exons. Gene Ontology annotation, biological process: regulation of transcription by RNA polymerase II; cell differentiation. The coding region runs from base 1 to 1032 and encodes 343 amino acids. Gene Ontology annotation, cellular component: nucleus.
AUGUCGCUGAGCCCCAAGCACACGACGCCCUUCUCGGUCACCGAUAUCCUCAGCCCCAUGGAGGAGAGCUACAAGAAGUUCGGCGGCAUGGACGGCGCGGCCGGGCUGGGCGCGCCGCUGGGGCCCUACCGGCAGCCGCCGGUGCCCGCCGCCGCCGCCGUCCCGCAGCACGUCGUAGCGGGCCCCGCCGGGGCGGCCGCCUACCACAUGCCGCACGGCGUGUCCCAGUUCCCGCACGGAGCCGUCGGGGGCUACUGCAACGGCGGCCUGGGCAACGUGGGCGAGCUGCCCGCCUACCCUGAGGGCAUGAGGAGCGGCGCGGCGCCGGGCAGCGGCUGGUACGGGGCCGGCGGCGACCCCCGGUACCCCGGCAUCUCCAGGUUCAUGGGCCCGUCGGCGGGAAUGAACGUGGCCGGGAUGGGCGGCCUGAGCGGCAUCGCCGAGGGCGCCAAGGCCAUGGUGCCGCUGCACGCGGCCCCGCGAAGGAAGAGGAGGGUGCUCUUCUCCCAGGCGCAGGUCUACGAGCUGGAGCGGCGCUUCAAGCAGCAGAAGUACCUGUCGGCGCCCGAGCGGGAGCACCUGGCCAGCCUCAUCCACCUGACACCCACGCAGGUGAAGAUCUGGUUCCAGAACCACCGCUACAAGAUGAAGCGCCAGGCCAAGGACAAGGCGGCAGCCCAGCAGCUGCACCCCGACGGCGCCGGCGGCCUCUGCCAGCAGCACUCGCCGCGCCGUGUCGCCGUGCCCGUGCUGGUGAAGGACGGCAAGCCCUGCCCGCCGCCGGGCAGCGGCACCCCGGCCCCCGGGCAGCCCGCGUCCGCGCCCCCGGGCGGCUCCGGCGGGGCGCUGCCCGCCGCCGCCGCCCACCCGCACCCCGGCUCCCUGGGGCAGGCGGCCGACCUGGAGGAGCUCUCACCCAGCCCGCCGGCGCUGCACGGCCAGGUGCCCCCCCUGGCCCCCAUGGACUCGGCCGGCGUCGACUAUAGCGGCAGCAUGGUCAGCCCCAACCUGCUCUACGGCAGGACGUGGUAAUCGCCCCCGUGCCGCCCCCGGCAUCGCCCCUGCGCCCCGGGACCGGGCCCCGACGGCGCCCCCGGGUCGCCGCCUCCCGAUCUCGUACGGGCCCCCCGCCCCUACCUCCCUUCCCCUCCCCACCCCACCCCGGCCCUGUUGUUUUUUAGAUUCUCUGGGGCUUGGCAGACUUGGGCUUCACCCGGAGGCGGGCGGCGGAGCGGGCACGGCCGGGGGUGUGCGCGGCUGCCCGCUGGUCCCGUGUGCGCGGCGCCGUGCCUCGGCGGAGCGGCCCCGAUGUGGUGGGCGGGCGGCAGCAGGCGGCGAGGGGUCUCCGAGCCCCGCUCCCGGCCCGGUCCCGCUCUGAAGGCCAAAGCAAACCGCGCCCGGGGGCCAGAGCCGCUGUGCUUAUACCUUACAGACCCAUUGACCGCCAACAAUAAAUCCUCUGAAGUGCAACUUAUCUCGGCAGAAUUAAUUUUAUAAGGGUGCCCCUGAAGUGCAAUUUCAUCAUUAUUUGAUUGAAGGUAAAUGGAAUUGUUACUCGAGGCCGAGGAGACGGCGGGCAGUGCGAGCAGCCGCUGCCUUUGGAGGACGGGGCGCGCCGGGCCGCGGCCGCUCGCAGCCAGGGGACAAAGCGCGGCAGGCCCGCAGCGGCGGGGGUGUGCAGGCUGAAAGCUUUGGAGCUUCGCUGCCCGGAUCGCAGGGGAGAAACCUUUCCUCGUUAUUAGGACGGCUCGGUAGCGGUGCGCGGGCAGGCUCCGGGCCUCCGUCGGGAGCCGGGGCUGCAGAGCCGCGGAGCCGCCGCAGGUCCCCGCCGGGCCCGGGCUGCCUGAGACACCCGACGGGACGGGACCCGAUGGGACGGGACGGGGCCGCGCCUGCCCCGAAGGCGCGCCGAGAAGCGCAGCUCGGAAGUUUCCGCCGGUUUUUUUUUUUUUUU